UUACAGUGCACUGCGGGACCAUCUGUAGUGAUAUAUUUGAUAGUUAGGCACGAUAUCGCUAACAGUGACACUUUCAUUUUUGCAUUAAAGAACACUUUAACCUAGAAUAUGGUGAAGAUUGCAUUUAAUUCUGCUUUGGCGCAGAAAGCGCUCGGAAAGGAAGCCCUCGUCUCAGAAAACGAUCCGGAGACAGCCUCCGUGUACAGUAGCGAGAGCUCCACGGGUCGCUGUCUGCUCACCCUACUCGGCCUGGCCUUCAUUUUGUCAGGCCUCAUCGUUGGCGGUGCCUGUGUGUAUAGGUACUUCACCCCCAAGAAGCUCUACCAUGGCUCCAUGCAGUUCACUGAGGUCGAUGGCGCCGACAUGCCCGUGGAGGCCCGUGAGCCAUACUACCUGCCCCGCAUCGAUGAAGACGUGGAGAUCCGUGACAACGUAGCCAUCAUUAACGUCCCUGCUCCCCGUUUUGGGGAGGGAGACCCAGCUUACAUCUUGCACGACUUUAAAAGGAAGCUGACCGCAUACCUUGACCUCACCCUGAGGAGAUGCUUCGUGAUACCCCUCAACACGUCCGUGGUGAUGCCCCCCCAGGAUCUCCUGGAUCUGUUCAUGCAGCUCAUGUCUGGCUCAUACAAGACUUACUUGGUGCAUGAGGAUCUGGUGGUGACUGAACGCAUCGAUGAUCUUGCCCCUCUGGGCUAUUACAUAUACAACCUGUGUGAGGGCAAAGCUACAUACCGGAUGCAGCGUCGCAGUGAAAUUAUGGGCAUCCAGAAGCGGUCAGUGGAGGAGUGCUUCAAAGUCCGCCACUUUGAGAACACAUUUGUUAUCGAAACCAAGAUCUGCCAAGCCUGAGUGAGCAGAAAGUCAGGAGGGGACAGACAUGACAGCUGGGUGGGGGUGGGGUCUCCUUCCUCUCCCAUUCCCGGGGAGGGUGCAGUUAGGUGAAGGGAGGUUAGAGUUGGGGGGAGGGUUGAGAAGAAAGGGCCUGUCUUCCAGCUCCUGCUGUAUCGCUUAUCUUGGGGUGGUCUUUUAUAUUGCUGAGCAACAGCAGACUUUUCUCUUCUCCUGUUUAGGGCCUAGUGAUGUAAAUGUCCUAAAGCAUUCCGCAUAAUUUCUUAUACCUUUGUCACCAUGUAACUUGAUCCCCAGUACAGCGUGAGGGCUACCUUAGGCUUGUUUGCUGCACUGGUUUUCUUUCCCCUGUGCUAAAUGUCCUUUAGUAAGGGUUAGUUAUAUCCUAAAUACAUUGUUCAGGAAUGUGAUGCAUUUUGACCUCUUGUCUGUGCUUGCAUUGUUUUGCAGAUGUAUUAUUACCUAAGCACAUUGAUAAACCUUUGCUCUAGCCUUUGUGAUUUUUACCAGAACCUUUCCUUUUCCUUGUCACCAGUGUACAAAUGAGCAUAUGAUGUCUACUACUCUUGACAAGCAUAUGCUUUUUAUAACUCUUAUCCUGGUUUUUUUUGUUUAUUUUUGUUUAAAUGUAUUUAAGUAACUUCAGCGCGUCUGCUGGUCCAAUGUCACCAGGUGCACUGUAUGUAGCAUUGCUUAUGGAAGCUGUUUGCCGAAAAGCCUGUUUCCCUGCUGACGUAUACGAUUUAAAACAGCCAAUAGACGUGGGUUCUCAAGGGCCAAACUGGCGCUAUGAAUGCUUCAUACAAACUGUUGGGUCAGUUUAAGAAUGUUUGAUGUCUUCAAGGUUGUACAUGAGCCUGUAUGCUGUUUGGUGAUUGGAGAAUGUCAAUGUCGAGUCUGUAAGCAGUUCGCUUGUCGGAGAGAAAUCUUUCCCUGUGAUGUUUUUGGCUCAGCAGUACACCGGGCUCUUUAGCUGGCAAUGCAUUCGCCCCUACUAGAGCAGAUUUGGCCACAGAGCAGUUUGGCCUGGCCAUGUCUACAUCUGAGUCCCUCAGUCCCCGCUUGCUUCAUCCCAGGGCUUGUAUGUCACCAACUCCUGAGACUGGGGGUGUGUCAGAGAUUGCUUACUGAUUGGCUGCUCAGUGCUCAGACCCUCUGUUCAUUUUUAAUGUUUUGGAAAGACUUGUUGUGUCCUCCAGCAACAGGAUGCUGCAAUAAGAAGAUAAAAAUCUACCAUUAUUUUUUUUGGGGGGGGCUUGUCCUAAUUUACUGAGAUUUCAGAAGCCCUGAGUAAUAUGAUUUAAGACCAGCACUCAAACAAUAGACAGGUCCACAUGAACAUCUGCCUAUGUAAAAGAGUGAUUGCUCAGACCCUGUAAACAUGCAUUUGCUCGGCAUUGCUAUAAAGAUUCCUGAAGCCAUAGCUCAUGCCUCUUCUGGUCAGGCUUUUUGUUAACUCCAGAAUAAACCUAUGGAGCAUUGUCUGUUUUGGGAUCUCCCAUAUCUCCCAUGUUGUAAAACAAGUGAAUGCAGAUGUUGGGAAGCGCAGUAGUUUGACCUCUGAUCAGAGAAUGACAAUCAACCCUAGGAGCUCUGUUUCUGUUCAGUUUCUGCUGAUGCAGGAAGAAAGCAGGCCUAAAAGAUUCUGGAAUUAAUUAAGGAAAGAUGAACUACUGUUAAUGUUAAACUGCUGACUAAAUAUGAUUUUGUGCGUUGUCAAAAAUAAAUGCAUUUCUUAAACGCA
Messenger RNA from Electrophorus electricus (electric eel), 2596 nucleotides. RefSeq names its product integral membrane protein 2A. Gene Ontology annotation, cellular component: extracellular exosome; plasma membrane; Golgi apparatus. Gene Ontology annotation, molecular function: amyloid-beta binding. NCBI's taxonomy places the organism in Eukaryota, Metazoa, Chordata, Actinopteri, Gymnotiformes, Gymnotidae. The record is from RefSeq and is a predicted model, not a curated record. Gene Ontology annotation, biological process: negative regulation of amyloid precursor protein biosynthetic process.